Molecule: messenger RNA, 5505 nt
Organism: Phyllopteryx taeniolatus (common seadragon)
Lineage: Eukaryota; Metazoa; Chordata; Actinopteri; Syngnathiformes; Syngnathidae
Product: basic helix-loop-helix ARNT-like protein 1
Exons: 20
Coding region: 351-2270 (639 amino acids)
Biological process (GO): circadian rhythm; regulation of transcription by RNA polymerase II
Cellular component (GO): transcription regulator complex; cytoplasm; nucleus
Molecular function (GO): DNA-binding transcription factor activity, RNA polymerase II-specific; RNA polymerase II cis-regulatory region sequence-specific DNA binding; protein dimerization activity
Source: RefSeq, a predicted model, not a curated record
GAGAACCAAUGGCGCUAGCGCUACUGCCAUUGGUUGGAAAACUAGGUUAGUGGUCCGACAGGCAUGACGGUGAAGAGAAACUGGGUCACUGAUUGAAAAUCGUUUAUGUCACAGUUCUUUGGCUCUCUAUAACACAUUACCAAGUGGACGUCAAUGGAUAGUCAAAUCCUACUGGAGCAAAUAGUUACACUGGCUGCACCUGCUACCUAGGGAUCAGAUCAGAUUGGGAGCACAUUACCUACCUUCCAGAGACCACAUAAGAUUGAGGCCGACCACACUGCUCUGGAUACUACUCGGCCAGUUAAGGAGGCCUGUUCCUGUUUCGUAUCCAGUUGAGGGCUGAGGAGUGGAUGGAAGGAGAUGAUUUUAACACAGAGGCUGUGAUGAACAUCUGUGAUGACCUGAUGGCAGACCAAAGGAUGGACAUCUCCUCUACAAUGACUGACUUCAUGUCCCCCAGCUCCACCGACCUCAUCUCCAGCUCUAUCAGCACUCCUAGCAUGGACUACACUCGUAAGAGGAAGGGCAGCACCACAGAAUAUCAAAUCGAUGGAUUCUCAUUUGAUGAUAUGGACCCAGACAAAGAUAAACUGGGAAGUGACCAACCGGGCCGAAUAAAGAAUGCCAGAGAGGCUCACAGUCAGAUUGAGAAGCGUCGAAGGGACAAGAUGAACAGCUUCAUUGAUGAACUGGCGUCACUGGUGCCCACAUGUAAUGCCAUGUCCCGUAAACUGGACAAGCUCACAGUUCUUCGCAUGGCUGUUCAGCACAUGAAGACACUCAGAGGAGCAGCAAAUCCAUAUACUGAGGCCAAUUACAAGCCUGCCUUCCUUUCCGAUGAUGAGCUGAAGCAUUUGAUCCUAAGAGCUGCUGAUGGUUUCCUGUUUGUGGUUGGAUGUGAUCGUGGAAAGAUUCUUUUCGUUUCAGAAUCAGUUUUCAAGAUUCUUAACUACAGCCAGAAUGACCUCAUAGGUCAGAGUCUCUUUGACUACCUUCAUCCAAAGGACAUUGCCAAGGUCAAAGAACAGCUGUCUUCUUCCGAUACAGCCCCUCGUGAGAGGCUCAUUGAUGCUAAAACUGGUCUUCCAGUAAAGACUGACAUCACGCCUGGGCCAUCUAGACUUUGUUCUGGUGCCAGACGAUCAUUUUUCUGUAGGAUGAAGUGCAACAGGCCGUCUGUCAAAGUAGAGGAUAAAGAGUUUCCCUCAACCUGCUCAAAGAAAAAAGCAGAUCGCAAGAGCUUCUGCACCAUCCAUAGCACAGGAUACCUUAAAAGUUGGCCGCCCACAAAGAUGGGUCUUGAUGAAGACAAUGAGCCUGAUAACGAAGGCUGCAACUUGAGUUGCCUGGUGGCCAUCGGUCGGUUGCACCCGCAUAUUGUCCCCCAGCCCAGCUUGGCAGAUAUCAGAGUGAAGCCCACCGAGUAUGUCUCCCGGCAUGCCAUUGAUGGGAAAUUUGUCUUCGUUGACCAGAGAGCAACAGCCAUCCUUGCUUACUUGCCUCAAGAGCUGCUGGGAACAUCCUUCUAUGAGUAUUUCCACCAGGAUGACAUUGGCCAUCUGGCAGAGUGCCACAGACAGGUGCUGCAGAUGAGAGAGAAGAUUAACACCAACUGUUACAAAUUCAAGAUCAAAGAUGGCUCUUUCAUCACACUGAGGAGCCGAUGGUUCAGCUUUAUGAACCCCUGGACCAAGGAGGUGGAAUACAUAGUUUCCACUAACACUGUUGUGUCGUGUCCUAUGAUAGAAGGAUCAGAAUACACUCAAUCUGCUGCCUCCCCACAGAGUAUGGACAGUGUUCUCCCUUCAGAGGUAGGUGGAGGAAGACGGGCAUUGCAGACGGUGCCUGGCAUUCCCGGUGGCACAAGAGCAGGAGCUGGGAAAAUUGGAAGAAUGAUUGCAGAGGAAGUUAUGGAGAUCCAAAGGAUCCGAGGCUCCUCCCCUUCCAGCUGUGGUUCUAGCCCAUUGAACAUCACCAGUACCCCUCCACCUGACACCUGCUCUCCUGGGGGAAAGAAGAUUCACAAUGGAGGGACACCUGAGCUAGCCAGCACCGGGAUCCUUCCUGGGCCUGAUUCUGUCGGCUAUCCCUACUCCAACCAGUCCAUCAUGAGCGACAACUCCCACCUGAGUAUAGACAUCAUGGACGAGCCCGGCUCCAGCAGCCCCAGCAAUGACGAGGCGGCCAUGGCUGUCAUCAUGUCCCUUCUGGAGGCGGACGCUGGCUUAGGCGGCCCCGUGGACUUCAGCGACCUGCCUUGGCCUUUGUAAACAAGCUGAAGGACACGCACCGAGAGAGAGAGAGAGAGAGAGAGAGAGAGAGAGAGAGAGAGAGACCCUCCCAGCACCAGAGCCACCGGUAGAGAAGGUUCAGCCAAGGAAAUGGCUUUACUGUUACAUUUUCCAUUCUGUUUCCUGCACUCUGUUGCAAACUACACUGCAAAAGAGUCAUUCUGAAUGAAACAGAAAUGAAGAUUCAAAUAUAAAAAGUGGCUUCACGGAGCUUCAAGCUGAAUUCAAAAGAAGGCAUUUCGAUAAUAUAUGUAAAGAUGAGCACUUUUGCAGUGAUAGUUAUUGCCACAGUUGGACAUUCUACAAAUGGAUCAGUUAGGAUAACAGUGCUGUGACGCUGACGGACAGGACAGCCUUCUUUCUGACACUGGCUCUGUGCCCCGCUGUCAGCUGCUGAGCCCCAACUAACACGGAAACAUUGGGUGGCUCGUCGCUCCCGGGUGGUAUUAGUCUCCGAGUGUUGUUGUCGGUUUUAGUUGACAUGCAGAAACAGUCACAGCAGUUAACCCUCUGCAUUAUAGCUAAAAAGACACUUCACUCCAAUAAUUCCACAUGAAAGUCUAUUCCAGUUGUCUAUAUAUCAGAGGAAGACAUCUAGCUGUUGUUUCCCUCUUACUUCCACUUUUUAAAUUGCGGCUUGCGUCUGGGUUUCUAUGACUCAUUUGAAAACCAUCGAAAAAGUUGUACUUAGUGGUCCUCAUGAAGCUGAACCAGGUUUUUCCCAUUGACAUUUUAGCUGGCAAUCAUGAUGGCGAAAAAAAACAACUCAUUGCCGUCUUGUGACUCUUCCACCAGGGAAGCAAGCAAAUAAGUUGUUAGAAUGUGACGGGAGCAGCAGUCUAUGUUUUAAGGCCCUGUACCAAGACACCACUCCCCCCCCAAAAAACAACAACAAAAAUAGUGCUCUCAUCAUUCAUUUUGACAGCUGCACACUUUGUCCAGGCAGUCUUCCUGGCAAGCUAAUUAGCAUCAAAGUCAGACAUACGGAGCCCUUAACACAAGUUGACUGUGUUCUCAGUCACUUAACAGUUUAAUACCUGAUGGCUAAGUCAUCUGGGGUCAUUCACACGCUGUAAAUCUUGACACCUGAAAAGCAGAUACGCGCGCUCCACACUGGUUUUCGUUUUUUAAAGGAGACCGGGGACGGAAGUCUCGGGCCACACUGAAAAUUAACGUCGGAAUGUAUGAUCAUUAAUCUUUUUUGGGGGGAGGGAUAAGAUGUAAUGUAUAAGUAUGGAGUUGUCUUUUUUUUUUUUUUUUUAGGAAAAAGUAGUAUUCUCCCAAAAAGUUUGCUUUGAUUAGAAAUUAGUAUUAAGAGAACAAAGUUUAUCUUAUUGCUUGUUAGUGGCUUCCCCCCCCCCAUGUAAAAUCACUUUAUUAAAUAUGUAGUCAUAUUUUGUCAAGAAAAUAAAAAUCGAAAAAUAUAUCCCCCCACCAAAAGUAGUUUUGCCAUAUGUACUGUAUAGUGAAGUUAUAUUUUUUGGAGAUAAAAGGCUGACUAUUGUAAUGAAAUGAAGUUUUUCAAGAACAACAUGAUUUUAUGAGUAUGAAAUUGUAUUUUGUUUAAGAAAAUAAUAAUGCGUUCCCCACAUUAAUCGAAACAAAAACAUUCCCAUAAUAUUUAGAACUAGAAUCGUGCAACUUUAUUCUCCAUAAUUGCUUUAUUCUUAUUAAAUUAUAACUUGAUGCUUGAAACAUUAAAAAAAAAAAAAAAAAAAAAAUUUGCAAUGUUUUCAGUGUGGCCCUAAUACUUCUAGGUACACCUCCUGGGUGCAUUUUACUGCGAAAUUGAUUUUGGUCUAUUUAGCACUUGAAAACAUAGAUUACUACGAUGUGAAACUUUCAAUGGAAAAUAAAUAAAUAAAAAAAUGAAAUGGAAAAAGAAAAACACAAGAUGCAGCAGAGUAAGACUGGAUAUGAUUAAGUCAUGAAGGACGGCCUUGAGUUGUCUGUUCUUCACUUUAGUUUGUGAUCCCUUCAAUGAUAAAAAUGAUAUCUCAACAUGACAUUACCUUGCUGCUGCUAAAAAGCUGUUUCCUUCAAGGAUUUCAAUUGAAAUGGGAUGUCAAGAAGGCGUUCGCGGAUCUCUCCGCCUGCCCGUAUGGAGACAAUACAGUACAACACUGAGUACAUCCAAAAGGUUGAAUAUGGAAGUGUUACAAAAUAUUUGCAGGGCAACUACCACAAGUUGAAACUGAUGCCACAUUUGCCAUGGGAUUUUCAAAUAAGUUAAGAGUAAAUGAAUUAAGUAAAACGUCAGCAUUGCAACUGGGAAUGUGGUCUCAAUUGCCUUUCCUUGAUAAAUAAAGGUUCAAACACAGCUACAAAGAGACUAUAUGGCGUUUGCUUCAUUUAGCGCAUGAGAAGAGGCGAGAGUUGUGGCAGGACAACACUCCUGCAUAUCAUGCACUGAGCAUCUGACAGUUCCUGGCUUACAAGAACAUGGCUUGGAAAGAAAAAACCUUGGAGUUUGAAUUUGAAAUAUAUCUUUUGUGACACCAGUCCUGGAACCUUUCUGACACAUCUCCAAGAAGAUGCUGUAUGUAUCUGGUGCUAUGCCACUGCAUACUACAACAAUGAACAUCUUGUUCAAUUAAUACUUUUCUGACCGUGUCAAUUAAAACGUGUGCAUAAUUACCUUUUGUAAAGGCAUCAUUUUAGAUCCAGCUCUUGUGUUGGAUAUCGUUAUAGUGUGCAAGUGGUCAUAAUGUUGUGGCUGGGAUCUAGACACACUAUUUUACGAGCAAAAAACACAUUUCAAAAUGACUUUUUUUCUACUAAAGCUAGUUCUCUCCAUACGGGCAGUUUUUUUUUUUUCUUUUUUUACUUACUAUAUGGGAUGUCAAGAAGGCGUUCUUGACAUAUAUAGUAUUUGUAUUUAUAAUUUGAUAGUUCUCAAUCAGAUUGUCAGCGGAGCCCUCAUUCCGACCGCCCAUUUUAUACUGAACUGGAACUGCAUGACAGAAAGACAGUCGGUCAGGCAGCAGCUGAUGAGGUUGUCCACUCUCUCUGUUGUAGUGCUUUUUCUGUGUUUUAAAAGCUAGACACUACAAUAAAGUGUUCCCCAAGUCGAUUUCCUGUCCCCACCGGACAAUAAUGUAUCAAACUAUAAAUAUGAUGUUAAAAGUAUACUUUAUGCAAAUAUGAGUAUGAUGUGUAUUGUAUCAGCAGUGAAAUAUUUUUAAAAUAAAACUAUUGUUUCUGUCAGUUUGAA